Molecule: messenger RNA, 2849 nt
Organism: Branchiostoma floridae (Florida lancelet)
Lineage: Eukaryota; Metazoa; Chordata; Leptocardii; Amphioxiformes; Branchiostomatidae
Exons: 13
Coding region: 458-1966 (502 amino acids)
Source: RefSeq, a predicted model, not a curated record
AAUUUUGUCUUUUCUUUUCUUUUAUACCGAGGAUCAUUGCAGCGUAGGAAGACAUGCCUGGACGUGGGAAAGCUGCGAAGGACUGGUGAAGGAAGUUGCCGAACAUGAACGAAAGGGAUUUUCCUGCACAUAUGACAAGUAAUGUGUACGGAUUGUGACAGUGGUCCUCGCGGAAGGCGUCUUGGUGCCUCCUCUCGUGGGUUUCCUUGGAAGUCUUCAUCAGCUUCUUCAGAAGACAUUCCAUGACUUAAUGUUUAGAUGUCUUGAUGGACAUGGGACCUUUCCCAGACAUUUGACAAGCAAUGUCUGGACGUGCCAAGGGAAAGGUGGGCAGAGGAGGUGCGUUGUGGGUAUCCUUGGAAGUCUUCAUCUGCUACUUCAGAAGACAUUCCAUGACUUUUAGAUGUCUAGAUGGACAUAGGACCUUUCCCAGGCAAUUGAUUAGCAAUGUCUGGACAUGCCAAGGGAAAGGUGGGCAGAGGAGGUGCCAGUCACUACAUCCACGAAGGCGCUUCACAACAUCCGGAGAGACAGUGGUCCUGGCGGACAGGAAGGCGUCUUGGUGCCUCCUCUCGUUCAAUGUCUGGACGUGCCAAGGGAAAGGUGGGCAGGGGAGGUGCCAGGCGUCACAGUCACAGAGGCGCUUCACAGCAUCCGGACAGUGGUCCUGGCGGAAAGGAAGGCGUCUUGGUGCCUUCUCUCGUUGUGGGUAUCCUUGGAAGUCUUCAUCAGCUUCUUCAGAAGACAUUCCAUGACUUGUAGAUGUCUAGAUGGACAUAGGACCUUUCCCAGACAUUUGACAAGCAAUGUCUGGACGUGCCAAGGGAAAGGUGGGCAGAGGAGGUGCCAGGCGUCACAGUCACAGAGGCGCUUCACAGCAUCCGGACAGUGGUCCUGGCGGAAAGGAAGGCGUCUUGGUGCCUCCUCUCGUUCAAUGUCUGGACGUGCCAAGGGAAAGGUGGGCAGAGGUGGUGUCAGACGUCAGUCACAAAGGCGCUUCACAACAUCCGGAAAGACAGUGGUCCUGGCGGAAAGGAAGGCGUCUUGGUGCCUCCUCUCGUUGUGGGUAUCCUUGGAAGUCUUCAUCAGCUACUUCAGAAGACAUUCCAUGACUUGUAGAUGUCUAGAUGGACAUAGGACCUUUCCCAGACAUUUGACAAGCAAUGCCUGGACGUGCCAAGGGAAAGGUGGGCAGAGGAGGUGUCAGUCGCUACGUCCACGAAGGCGCUUCACAACAUCCGGAGAGACAGUGGUCCUGGCGGAAGUCGUCUUUGUGCCUCCUCUCGUUCAAUGUCUGGACGUGACAAGGGAAAGGUGGGCAGAGGAGGUGUCAGUCGCUACAUCCACGAAGGCGCUUCACAACAUCCGGAAAGACAGUGGUCCUGGCGGAAAGGAAGGCGUCUUGGUGCCUCCUCUCGUUCAAUGUCUGGACGUGCCAAGGGAAAGGUGGGCAGGGGAGGUGCCAGGCGUCACAGUCACAGAGGCGCUUCACAGCAUCCGGACAGUGGUCCUGGCGGAAAGGAAGGCGUCUUGGUGCCUCCUCUCGUUGUGGGUAUCCUUGGAAGUCUUCAUCAGCUUCUUCAGAAGACAUUCCAUGACUUUUAGAUGUCUAGAUGGACAUAGGACCUUUCCCAGACAUUUGACAAGCAAUGUCUGGACGUGCCAAGGGAAAGGUGGGCAGGGGAGGUGCCAGGCGUCACAGUCACAGAGGCGCUUCACAACAUCCGGAGAGACAGUGGUCCUGGCGGAAAGGAAGGCGUCUUGGUGCCUCCUCUCGUUGUGGGUAUCCUUGGAAGUCUUCAUCAGCUUCUUCAGAAGACAUUCCAGGACUUGUAGAUGUCUAGAUGGACAUAGGACCUUUCCCAGACAUUUGGCAAGCAAUCUGGACGUGCCAAGGGAAAGGCUAGGUGGGCAGAGGAGGUGCCAGGCUUAUCUCCACGGUGACAUCCAGAACGAUCGGUGCUGAGUCGUGCUUGUACGCCCUGCCAGAGGACAGGAUAUUGUUAAGUUCUUAUUUGCCUUGGAGGUGUUAGAUAGCUACAUGCUGCAGAUACAGUGCGCACUAAUGUGUCAUAGCCAUGAUAGGAAGUAAAUGAAUUUGGAGAUUGCAAUUCUCAUGCUGAGCUUUGUAGUCCGUAGGUGGUCAGGACAUUUUGUGAAUGGAGGCUCCUUUUGCACUCAGGGAUUAGUCUGUUAAUCUUGGGUCCCGAACCAAGAGUACGACACAGGCCAGAAAGGAAAACAGUUGAUAUUGGUAGUUUAGUUCUUUAUCAAUUCUAGCUAUCGACACAGUCAAAGAUAUUGAAUCAGUGCAGAAUGCAAAGUGCACACCGUUACAGUUAUCACGUAUGAUGUUAGACACAUGUAGCUUAAAAGCUUCAAGAAGAAUUCAGUAGAUGUCAAUAUUGCUGGUCCAUUGUACAGAGGUAUAUUGAAGCCAUUUAAAUCAAUCCUUUGGAAAUUGCCUUACAUAAGGCUUAAUAGGCUGGCGCUGUCACUAACACAGUGACACACACACACACUAACAUACUAACCCCGCAAAACACACACACACACAUUAACAGACUAACCCCACCAAACACACACUAACUUACAUCAGCGCAAAUGCCUUUAAAAACUUGCAAUGAUUCUUUAAGUUCAAAGGCUCCAAGCUAUCUCUAUACCAUGUACCGGUAAUAUAGAAUUACUGAAUCUAGGCUCUUUUAUCCAUAUCCUAGAGUAUGGUAUUUCUUGUGUGGUUUUGAAAUGUUUACACUUUGCAUUAAUCUAUUUUGCCAAUAAAUACUAUUAAAGAAGUAUGUUGAAUCAGCCUAUUAUUAUCAGGUGUGUAGUGUUUGUUUUACACCCGA